Molecule: messenger RNA, 1107 nt
Organism: Penicillium malachiteum
Lineage: Eukaryota; Fungi; Ascomycota; Eurotiomycetes; Eurotiales; Aspergillaceae
Exons: 4
Coding region: 1-1107 (368 amino acids)
Source: RefSeq, a predicted model, not a curated record
AUGACAAGCAUCACUGAUAUCUUUGGUCCGGCGCCCAGUGAUAUCAACCUAUCAGCGAAUAAAACGCCUUCAGACAACGCUGCUUCUAUCGCGAUAUUCAUCAUAGCGGUGAUUGUUGUCGUUCUUCGCGUUUUCACAAGGAUUUAUAUUAAUAUUGAUUCUUCUCAUUCAGCCGGCACAGAUGGAUUAGGAAAACAUGUAUGGGUUUCUACCGUUGGUGAUGUGGUCAACAUGAGAAAGAUCCUUUUUACCUAUAUCUGGAUCUAUAUCGCACUGAUGGUCAUCAUCAAGUGUUCGAUCUUGAUGUUCUACCGAAAAAUUCUCUGCAUGAAAAAAUCAGCUUGGAUCUUGAUGGGACUUUGUUUCGCAUGGGCCAUUGGAUGUGGUGUCGCGGUGGCCGCGGCUUGCCAACCUCUUUCUUAUUUCUGGACGAUGUACAACAACGGGGAGGGGAAAUGCAUCAUCAGCCUUUACGGCUUUUACUUGGGGAAUGCCGCAGCCAACGUCUUUACAGUUAUCUGCAUUUUGUCGGCGCCAUUGCCUGUCAUUUGGAAGCUCCAAAUGCGUAAGGCACAAAAGGUUAUGGUCACUGCCAUUUUCCUGCUGGGUUCAUUUGUCUGCGUUGCUAGUAUCAUGCGAAUCUACUACAUGAGUUUCCUCAACACGGAUGUCGACGUCAACUGGAUUAUGGGUGAUGUAUUCGUUUGGUCAACCGUGGAACCAGCCAUCGGCAUUGUCUGCGCGUGUUUACCGACCCUACAACCACUUCUUCGCUGGUCGCUGAAGAAUGUGGUUGGAUCUAGUAUGGGCCGAUACUUUGGUGGUUCCGACCCGAGAAGUGGAUAUAAGGGAUAUAGUCUUGAGGAGAGACGACGAACGUUCGAGGGAUCCGCCAACGGUCAUGCUUUCCAUCACAUGAGUGCGAGCGACUUUGGUGUGCGUGGUAAGGGAUCAGAAUCUAAUACUGAUGAUCUAAGUCCAAUCAUCACUUCUGCUCAAGUCAAUGCUUAUGCGUUUCGUGAGGAAGGGGAUGUUGAGGACUCCCAUGAUCCGGGCUUCAUUUCCGUUGAUCGGGAUAUACACUGGACAGAGGAUCAUCAUGUGUGA